GAUGAUAUGAUCCCACAACUUGAGUUUAUCAAAGAAAAUAUAGUUCACCCGAAUGUGAAACCACCAAACCUCUUGGAAAAUUUCGCAUGUGCUUGUGCUGACAAUUGCCAGAAAACGUCGGUGUGUCAAUGCAUGUUAAUUGAUGAUGACUCACAAGAUGAAGGAUUUCCAUUUGAUAACGAUAGGCUGUCGCGGUCAGAUAUAGGAGCAAUUUACGAAUGUAAUUCUCGAUGUAACUGUGAUAUGACUUGUCCAAAUCGUGUUAUACAAAGGAGUAAAAAGUUACCGAAGAAAUUUCAGAUCUUUAAAACUAAAGAAAAAGGAUGGGGAGUUCGAUCAUUACAAUUUAUUAAGGAAGGUGAAUUCGUUAUGGAACAUGUUGGAGAAGUUAUUGAUGCAAGAAUAGCAUCAUUAAGAGCUGUUUGUUACGAUAAAUUGGAUACAAUGAGUUAUUUUGAUUUGGAUUAUGAUUUCGAUAAAAAAGAAAGGAGAAAAGUACUUUCUUUGGAUUCUAAUUAUUGGUGUGGAAUAAGCCGAUUCCUUAAUCAUUCAUGUAAUGCUAAUUUGAUAACUAUCCCCUUUUUUGUAGAGAAUAAGGAUAAGAGAUGGCAAAGAAUAGCUUUCUUUGCACAAAGAGACAUUAAAGCAUUUUCUGAACUUACGUUAGAUUAUAAAAUAGAAAGUGAUGAGUUUGAUUGUUAUUGUGGAUCACAGUAUUGUAGAUACACGAAAAAUAAUUAAAGAUACAGGAUAAUUUCAUGGAAAUCUUUUUUAAGAAUCAUUAGAUUAAUAUUUUUUUUUUUUUCAUUACCCUAUCCUUAUUAAACGAACAAAAAAAAGGUAUUUAUAUAGAAACAUUGACAUUGUCUAGAAUAGACAUUAUUUAGUCUUUAAUUUAAGGAUAUGAAAUCUAAUCUAUAUGAAAUCUUAUAGUUCCUUUUUUUUUUAAAAAAAAAAAAACAAAAAAUUAAAAAUAAGAAAAAAUAAAA
Rhizophagus irregularis DAOM 181602=DAOM 197198 is the source of this 989-nucleotide messenger RNA. RefSeq lists its product as uncharacterized. The record is from RefSeq and is a predicted model, not a curated record. Gene Ontology annotation, molecular function: zinc ion binding; protein binding; histone methyltransferase activity. Lineage: Eukaryota; Fungi; Glomeromycota; Glomeromycetes; Glomerales; Glomeraceae. Gene Ontology annotation, cellular component: nucleus.